AUGUCGAAAAUAAAUUCAUUAACACUCGAUCAUCAAUGGAGACUGAUAUUUCGAAAAGCCAAAACUAAGGAAAUAAAGAAAGAUCUAGAAAUUUUGAAAAGUACCUUCGAACGGAUUAAUGAUAGGUACAUAUCAGAAGAACAGUAUAUGAUGUCUCUUCGCAGUCAUCUCCAAUCUUUGGAUUCAUUCGUAGGUGUUCAAAAUGAGCGUCUCGAAAAGAUGAAACAUUUAUUUGGCGCUGAGCUUUCAAUUAUGAAGCGAGAAUACGAGGCCGAGAAGACUUAUAUGGUUACUCGACAUGCACAAAAAAUCGAUGAGUUAAAAGAUGUUUAUGUUGCUUUCGAUCGUUACUUUCUGCAAAAGGAGCAAACAGCCAGAAGCGAAUAUGCUAACAUACGAGACGGGAUGAAAAAUAAGCUUAUCGAAGACAAGCAUUCACUAAGAAUAAAACUUGAGAAAAAGGUUGAGUCUAUAUUGGCGGAAUUUAACAAUUUAAGAACCAACUAUUUAAAAGCAACAGAAGAACGGCGAGUCUAUUAUGACGACCUUCAAAAACGGAAUGACCAAGCAAUGAAAGAUAUUGCAAUUCAAGUUUCCCUCAUUCAUACUUUAAGCGAUGCGAUUGCUGCUGAAAGGGCUAGAAUAAAUUCAUUAAACGAUGAGUUUGGGGAGAAGAACCGAUCACUAAGGGAAGAAAAGGAAAAUCUUUCAUGCCAGUUAAUUGGCAUGAAGAAAAUGGUCAAUCGUUUAAAAGACCAUCAACGACAUAAACUAAUAAAGAUGGUGAAAAUCAGUGAUGACGUUCAGAAAUCACUUGCUAAGUUGGUUAAAGAAGUAAACAUAAUUAUUGGUUUGGGGGAAAUGUGCCGUCAAUUAGAAGACGAAGAAGAAACAAUUUUGCCCUUCGUUCAUCCUUGUUCGCUUUAUGAGGAGGAAAAAUUGCUUUUAGAUGAUAAGAAACUUGAGUCAGUAAGUAUACUCAUUAAAAAUAAAUGCUUAAUCAUUUUGCUUCAUCUUCAUGUUCUUUUAAUUCCUUAUCAGAAGCUGAAACCUUACGAACAGCUGGAUAUAUUUUGGCGGCGAUUUAGCAAAGUCCAAUUGGAUAAACUGGCUUUACUAAAAGAGCGUCAGAUCCUAGAGGAAGAAAAUCGGCGCCUCAAAGCCAUUGUCGCCCGAUAUUUGGAAAAUCUCUCCGUAAAUGAAAAGGUCAUGUCUCACCCAAACAGCUUGCUUAUCAUUUGUGACAAACUCGACAUUAUAGUUGAUCCUGCUAUGAGGAAAAGGUGCGAAAGACCCGUUGCUACAGUAAAAUUUAAUGGUGCUCUAAUGGACAAAGAUGAUACGGUUUUGCGCCAAAAGUAA
Rodentolepis nana is the source of this 1362-nucleotide messenger RNA. The record is from the annotation of a GenBank genome assembly. NCBI's taxonomy places the organism in Eukaryota, Metazoa, Platyhelminthes, Cestoda, Cyclophyllidea, Hymenolepididae.